This is a messenger RNA of Volvox carteri f. nagariensis, 3915 nucleotides long. RefSeq lists its product as uncharacterized. The record is from RefSeq and is a predicted model, not a curated record. The transcript is spliced from 8 exons. NCBI's taxonomy places the organism in Eukaryota, Viridiplantae, Chlorophyta, Chlorophyceae, Chlamydomonadales, Volvocaceae. Bases 1 to 3915 code for a protein of 1304 amino acids.
AUGAAGCCUCGCCUUCCGCAUCGCUGGGGGAGAGGCAACCGCGCAAGUAGGCGCAAGGGCAACGGCAUCAGCAGCAGCAAGAGGGCUAACCAUCAUCACAGCACCAAGGCCGGCAGCAAGCGGGGCCCCGGCUGCAUCUCCGAGUCUUCGCAGCCGGACACCACCCAGCUGGACGUCAGCGACGGCUUCAACGCAACGGAGACAGAACCUCUUCGGAAGCGCAGAUGCCCGCAGCCCCUGCAAACCCAGCAGCUAGAUCUUAAUCAGGACGCUCAGCAGGACCUGAGCCCCACCUUGGCGCGUCUGCUGGCGUCCGUAGCCGGCCUGCCUCCCGCACUGCACAUCGCAAACGCACACGUACACAGGCAUCCUGCAUCCAUGCACAUCCCCGUCCGCCCCACACUUCCCGAGCUCCUCAAACUACCUCCCACCACCGCGCCCGCUACCGCACCCGCCGUACCCUCUGCACCCGCCGCGCCCGCCUGUCAUUUCCCGCACAAUGCUACUGCCGUUCCCGCAGCUAGGCAUGUCCUAGGAACUGGACAGGCGCGUCGGACCCAUGGGGAUCCAUGCACCUUCACGCCAAUGCAUAAUGCAUGUGACGGCGGUGACGGCGGUGACGGCGGUGAUCAGGAGCUUACGGAAACCAAUGUUGGCAGUGGAAUGGGCGGGAAAGGCGCAUCAAUGGCAAGCAGUGGCCGACUGCCGUUCGAGCUUUCCGGCACUUUCUUGGAGCGUUUUCCAAUGCAGCGGACGCUAGGUGUGGGAGACGCCCCCCUAGGACUGGGCGCCACAGCCAGCUUGUCCGCUGCCGCCGCAGCCCUACCUGAACAUGGCAACUUGAAAGCCGCCAGCGAGGUAGGACGCCUGGGAAUGCGCCGUACAGCCGACAUCGCCGCAGCGGCAGCAGCGGCGGUUAAUGCCGGCGUCCGCAAGCCCCACGGCAACAACAACGGCAGCUACCCCCUCCUUACAAUCGAGCCGCUCAAACUGACACCGCUGACGCCGCUCCAGCCAAGCAUCAACGAGUACCAUCCCCUGCAGUACAACGGCAGCCGGGGCCCCGACGGCAGCAGCGGCUCCGCUGCCGGCGCUGUCGUCGCCGCCGCUGCCACCGCCGCUGCCACCGCCGCUGCCACCUUUGGAAGGGAACAUGACGACUACAAGGUCUUAAAGCAGGGCGACAGAAGCGACGCCAAGAAGCUGACGCCGAUGCUGCAGCCGCCCACAGCGGUGGCGGCGGCGGCGCCGCCGCCGCCGCCACGUUAUACGCCCAUCUCUCACUUCCCCAGCACCCCCAUCGCCCAAUACCAUCUACGCACCGCCGUACGCAUUCCGACCUUCCACUCCGGCGACGGCGGUCUCUGCAAGGGCCCGCUGGGGCAUGAGGAGGCUAGCGGCAGCGGCACAGGCAUGGGGCUUGGACCUGGCCAGGAGACACAGGGUCCGAGGCUGGGCCUGCGAUUUGUGAACAGCAGUUCUAGGCACGAGGCCCCCGCGCCGGACCAGCCGCUGCGGUCGUACUCACCAACCCUGGAGGAAGCGCUGCUGUUGCUCUCCGCGGUGAAGGGGGACGCGGUUCGAUCCGCGUCAGAGGCGACGGUGGCAAUCGUGACGACUACACCGCCGCCGCCGCCGCCGCCGACGACGACGACGACGACGGCGGCGGCGGCGGUGACGAGGACAACGAAUCCUGUGUGCAAGACGCUGCAGGGGGCGCCUGGACAUGGGCCGUACAGUGGCGGCAACAGCAGCGGCAGGCUCCCGGACGCCAGAGAGACACAGCAGACUUGUUGUGGGAACGUAGCGGCAGUAGCAGCAGCACAGGGAGUUGCGAGCGCCGCAGCUCCCGGCGCCGCUGAGGACGUCGUCAAUGGCAACAACAACGGACCCGCGGGGGCGCCGUCUGGGGGCCCCUCGGGAGCGGAAUCCCCAGUGACGGCGGCGGCAGCAGCGGUCGCUACAGCCGCCGCCGCUGCCGUCGUCGCCGCCGCCACUGCCCCGGAAGAGCGUACCCUGCCGAGCCCCGUGCUUGUCGGCAUUCCUGGUGCCGCCGCCGCUUCAGUUGUGGGGCUGUUUGAUCCGGGGGCUAGCGGCAACGGAUGCCAGAUGGAGACCCUGGGCGAGUGGCUCACGCGAGUAGGGUUACCGCUGUGGAUGGGUCCCAGUCGUACUGGUCCCAACCAAUCGAGGAGCCAGCAGCCCGGCCGCAGCAGCGUCGUCAAGUCAGGCUUAGGAGCCGCCGCCGCAGCGGCGGCGGCGGCGAGGAAGGCUGCAGAAGAGGCGUUGCUCGCGCCCGCUGGCAGUAGCAUUCAAGCCUCCGCCGCCGCGUCAGCGAUGGCUGCAGCCAACGCAGCUGCCAAUGCGGUGGCGUCGGCGGUGGCGAGAGCCGCGGGGGAUGGCGACAGAUCGGGCAAACAGGCCAGGGGCAAUGUCAACGGGGCGGCCGCCGCCAGCCUUUCCGCUGCCGCCGCGGCCGCCGCCGCCGCCGGCGACUUUGAGGUAAUCAAGGUUUCGUCGCCGGUAGCAGAACCACGCCCGUCUUCACCUCAGGUCUUGGUCGCUGCCGCCGUCGCCGCUGCCGCAACUGCUGCCGCCGCUGCCGCUGCCGCCGGCGGCGCCAUAUCGCCCAAAGCUCAAUCUUUCCCGCGGGACGAUGACGAUGCUCAAGGUGGCAAGAAGCGUUGCCUGGAUCGGACGGCAUCGGAGGGUGGAUAUUGCAGUAGCAGCAGCAGUAGCAGCCAAAGGGACGGCGACGACCGUGAUGCCGUUCCGAUGUCGCGACACAAGGCCACGCGACAGGGACCGUACAUCACCGUCUCGCUGGCGGCAGCGGCAGCCAGCCCCGCUACACCUGGCGGCGGCAUGUCGCUGCCGCCUCCGCCAGCGGCUGCUUUCCAGCCGCCGCCGCCGCCGCCGCAGCAGCAGCAGCAACACGACGGGGGCCUGACACUUAUUACAUCUGUUGCGCUGCAGAAGCCAAACCACGGGGCCCCCGGCGCGAAUGCGGCCACAGCUGCAGACGCGAAGUGCCAGUACUGGAUUCCGAAAAAAUUCCAGAUCUCGCCGUUGCAUCGGCCGGCGACGGAAUCCUUGCGUAUGACAACGUCACGGUGUACGACGCUGGUGGUCAGGACAUGGUCUGGGCAGUGCCGCCGCAGGCGAUGCCGCCCCAUCAGGUUGCACGACGAGCGAAUCCCGCCGUACCGGUACGGCCGCAGCCGCAGCCACCUGCGUUGCUGGUUCAGCAGCCGCAUCUGGCUCAGCAACGGGUUGGGCUACAGCAUAGCUCCUACGACCGGCCGUACAGUGCCGUACAUGGGCUUCGCCCGUCAAUGCACGGCACCGUAUCGCGACAGGGCGGCUACCCCGCCAUGGCGGCAGAUCAUGAGUAUGGUGCUGGCGGCGGCAUUGGCGGUGCAAUGCGUCGGCAGCAAGUCACCCGCGCGCUGCCGUACGGCCUGCCGUACCCUUCAAGCUCCGCCAGCGACCGCAGCGGCAUGGGCUGCCUUCCCCGGUGGUCAUGAGUACGUUGCCGUACAGGCCGCUGCUGGUCGCAUACCUCCGGAUGCAGUUGCCGUCGGGACCGCUGCAGCAAUGCCUAAUGCGGCUCUCUUAGCCGUACCUGCCGUACAGACCAUGCAAUUUUCUCCUGACGGCGCAUGGGUCCUCACGCCUAGCAGGGCCCAGGGAUGGCCCCUGCGCUCCGUUGUGCUCGGCCACCCGUACGGCAACCUAGCUCCAAGCAGCAGCACGCAAGGACCUGUACAGCGGCAGCAUUUGAGGCCGUACUCUGAGCCGUACUCACAGUCUACGUUCAACGGGCCGUACGUCGACGGCGGCGCGGAGCGCUUUUGGAUGGAAAGUUCCGUAUGUGAAGAAGGCGCUGUGGGAGCAGGUCUUGGAGAUCGCUAA